AUGGUUGCUAUUAUUUGGUUUGGUUGUGGCCAGGUGGCACUGAGUCGUUGGAAGCCACGGCAGUCUCGUUUUUGGACUGUAAACCCCUUCCUCUUUGGCCUUCCACGUUACAGAAUCGGCAUCUGGAGCGACCAUGGCUCCAUCGCUGUCCUCCUCCUGUUUUCGCAACUGAGGGAUGUUACAUCUCCUGCAACCAUAGAGGAGAAAAGGAAGGGGAAGGGACAUCCUUAUGAGUCUUGGAUUAACAGGCUGACUCACCCCUGGAGCGCCCGAACACAGGAGUGGAAUCGAGAAGCUCGAGAGGCCAACAGCGAGGAACAGCAAAAAACAAAACAACAACAACAAAAAAUAACGCAAACAAAACUGCGAGGAAGGGGGGGGGUGAGGAGCACUGCCAGGGAGCAGGUGGGGAAGUCUGAGGGAAGACCACUGGCACUGUACUCUGAGCGGCCUUCAGAAGAAGCCACCAUGACUGAUCAGAAUGUCGUCAAGGAAGGCUGGGUCCAGAAAAGAGGAGAGUAUAUAAAGAACUGGCGACCGCGUUACUUUCUGCUGAAGACGGAUGGCUCUUUCAUCGGCUACAAGGACAAACCGCAGGACUCAGACCUGGCCUACCCACUCAACAACUUCUCAGUAGCAAAGUGUCAGCUGAUGAAGACGGAGCGACCCAAGCCAAACACCUUCAUUAUCCGCUGCCUGCAGUGGACCACCGUCAUUGAGAGGACUUUUCACGUCGACUCUCCAGAUGAGAGGGACGAAUGGGCUGAAGCCAUCCAGAUGGUAGCAGAGUCGCUGGCUAAGCAGGAGGAAGAGGGCAUCCUGUGCAGCCCCACUUCUCAGAUAGAGAACGUCAACGAGGAGGAGAUGGACACUUCCAUCAGCCACUACAAACGAAAGACAAUGAAUGACUUCGACUAUUUAAAGCUCCUGGGAAAGGGCACUUUCGGAAAAGUCAUUCUGGUGAGAGAGAAGGCAAGCGGCACCUACUACGCCAUGAAGAUCCUCAAGAAGGAAGUCAUUAUAGCCAAGGAUGAAGUUGCUCACACGCUGACAGAAAGUAGAGUAUUGAAAAAUACCCGACAUCCAUUCCUAACUUCUUUGAAGUACUCUUUCCAGACUAAAGACCGGCUUUGCUUUGUAAUGGAGUACGUCAACGGAGGAGAGCUGUUUUUCCACUUGUCACGAGAAAGAGUGUUCUCAGAGGACCGCACCCGUUUCUAUGGUGCCGAGAUCGUUUCGGCUUUAGACUACCUUCAUUCUGCGAAGAUUGUCUACCGCGAUCUAAAGCUUGAAAACCUCAUGUUGGACAAAGACGGCCACAUUAAGAUUACGGAUUUUGGGCUCUGUAAAGAAGGCAUCACGGACACUGCCACCAUGAAGACCUUCUGUGGAACACCGGAAUACCUGGCUCCUGAGGUACUGGAGGACAACGACUACGGACGGGCAGUGGACUGGUGGGGUUUGGGCGUGGUGACGUACGAGAUGAUGUGCGGCCGCCUGCCAUUCUACAACCAGGACCACGAGAAGCUGUUUGAGCUCAUCUUAAUGGAAGAGAUCAAGUUCCCCCGGACCCUGUCGGCGGACGCCAAGUCACUGCUGUCAGGGUUGCUUAUUAAGGACCCCAACAAACGACUUGGCGGUGGACCAGACGAUGCUAAAGAGAUCAUGCGGCACAGUUUCUUUGGCACAGUCGACUGGCAGGACGUCUAUGACAAAAAGUUGGUCCCACCCUUCCAGCCCCAAGUCAGCUCAGAGACAGACACUCGCUACUUUGAUGAGGAGUUCACAGCACAGACCAUCACCAUAACCCCACCAGAAAAAUAUGAUGAGGAAGGAAUGGACGCAGCAGACAACGAGCGAAGGCCUCAUUUCCCACAGUUUUCGUACUCAGCCAGCGGUCGGGAGUGAGCGCUCCGGCCCAGCCAGCCAGUAUUGUUCCAUUUCAUGGCCAUUUUGAGGAAAACACGUAGCCAUUCUUGAGAACAAAACAAACAAACAAACAAAAAAAAAAAAUCUCCCUUCGUUUUCUCAUGGUCUGCCACUCCUUGCAGAUGAUGGGCUAUCUAUGGGGCUUCAAUAGAGGUUUUUUGCACAGUGGGAAAGACUCAGAGCUGGUGUCCGUCCCCCC
Molecule: messenger RNA, 2128 nt
Organism: Menidia menidia (Atlantic silverside)
Lineage: Eukaryota; Metazoa; Chordata; Actinopteri; Atheriniformes; Atherinopsidae
Source: the annotation of a GenBank genome assembly